CGAUGUUGAUGUCGCAUGAAUUCCGCAAGCAGACGCUGUCGCUGUCAUUGAGUCACUUCAGUAAAUUACAAAAAUAUCACUGAUAGGAAAUUGAAUAGCGCACGUUGUGUUGCCGAAAUUUGUCAUAUUUCUUCAAUCAAUAUGCCUGAAAACGAGAAUCUAGUGCAGUGCUAUAAUCGAGGCUGUGGCCAACUUUUUGAUCCCAGUAAAAACGACAAAGACGAAUGCCGCCACCACCCUGGCAGCCCAGUAUUUCAUGAUGCUUAUAAAGGCUGGUCUUGUUGUAAUAAGAAGAGUGUAGAUUUUACUGAAUUUCUUAAUAUAAAGGGCUGUACAGUAUCUAAGCAUUCAAAUGAGAAACCUCCAGAACCUGAGAAGAAGGCCUUAGAUAAAGAAUUGGAAAAGAAAGAGGUGAUUGAAGUAAGAGCACCUAUUGUUGGACCUCAGUUGAAGAGACCUCCUUUUGAAACUCCUUUGGUUACUCUUAAGCCUUCCGUUGCUGAGGCUUUAAAACAGGCUGUCCAAAACACAACACAACAAACUGCAGCUGUUGCUGAUGGCAAUAUUCCCAUUGGUACCUCUUGCAAGAAUGGAGGUUGCAGUGCUACCUAUGAAGGUCCACACACGAAUGAUACCCUGUGCACCUUCCAUCCUGGUUGCCCAAUCUUCCAUGAAGGACUGAAGUUCUGGUCCUGUUGUCAGAAGAGAACGACAGACUUCAACACCUUCCUAAGUCAGCCUGGCUGUACAUCAGGGAAUCAUAAAUGGACAAAAGAGGGUGCACCUGCUGGCACAGUAAAAUGUCGUUGGGACUGGCAUCAAACGCCCGACUACGUCAUCGUAAGCGUGUAUGCAAAGAAGUACGAUCCUACACUGAGUUUUGUAAAAUUAAACCCUAUCCGCCUUAACACAAAACUGGUCUUCCGAGAGCAAGGUGAUGCGUCAUUCGACCUGGAUCUGGAACUUAGAGGUGUUGUGAACAUCGAAAGUAGCAGUGCGUCGAUGUUAUCAACGAAAAUCGAAAUUAAACUAAAGAAAGCUGAGCCCGGAGCAUGGAGCAAGCUAGACUUCCCUCGUCAGGCCCCAAAGAAAGAGGAAGCUAAACCACAAGAUGUCAAACCUCCUGAAGACGAUUACGAAGACCUUUCUACAGUUGAAGCCACUCACUCUAUGGGAAAAGUCAACAUGACUGCAUAGAACUAGUACAAUUACGUAGCUUAUUUUUUCAGUGUUAACAGUUCUUAACAAAUCACAAAAAGUUCUCAUUGAUUUAGCUCAAAUGCUGUUCUAGUAUGCUAGUGCACUUAUUUUGUGUAAAUGAAAUGUGCUUUAAUUAUAAUUGUUGUCAAUUUACCUAAUGUUGAUUUUAGGGGCCAUUAACAGUAUGCUUCCUAAGGAACUGAAAUUAAACUCCAUAAUAUAGAAUGUUGAGUUCUUUUGAUACAAUGAAAACAUAUUUAUAUACAAAUAAAAGCUGAUAGUUAAUAAAUAAA
This is a messenger RNA of Trichoplusia ni (cabbage looper), 1493 nucleotides long. It is a transcript of the gene mora, whose product is annotated as cysteine and histidine-rich domain-containing protein. Lineage: Eukaryota; Metazoa; Arthropoda; Insecta; Lepidoptera; Noctuidae. Bases 142 to 1197 code for a protein of 351 amino acids. The record is from RefSeq and is a predicted model, not a curated record. The transcript has 6 exons.